AUGCAUCUGAGAUUAGACGUAGAUGUUCAGAGGUCAGAGGCUGAGAAGUUGAGAAAAGAGAAAAGUAAGGAAAUUCGAGAGGAAAAGACCGAAGCUGACCGAUGGGAAAGAAAAUUUCGAAAGGCUCAGGCACGAAAUGAGGAUUUAGAGAAGAGUCUGUCAGAAAGCAGAAAUGAAAGAGGUGAAUUAAAGGCUGGAGUGACAGAACGCGAGAAGUCUCUUCAUCAGUACCGAAGUCGUAAUACUGCAAUGGAGAUGAGAGCAAGCUUGAGUAAGGUAAAAGAAAUGAAAGGAAAAGUAGAAGAAUUAGAAGCGUCAUUACAAAGCUGUGAGAUGCAGAUUCAGUUUUUUAAAGCAAAUGAGGAGCGUUGGAAGGAACAACUUCACCAUGCGCAAGACCAAGUCAGAAACAAGGAUUACAUUAUGGGAGAAGCUGUAACCCAGAUUCGGGAGGUAGCCAAUUACUUGCAAGCUUUAGCGGUACAAGCGGACAUACUGAGUGUAAAGUACGAGUUGGAGUCAGAUCGGGGGCAGGAGCUAGCCUCGUUCCUUAGGAAAAUUAAGACUCUGAGAAUUAGGGCGAAGUCUUAUUUGUAA
Molecule: messenger RNA, 597 nt
Organism: Gossypium arboreum
Lineage: Eukaryota; Viridiplantae; Streptophyta; Magnoliopsida; Malvales; Malvaceae
Exons: 2
Coding region: 1-597 (198 amino acids)
Source: RefSeq, a predicted model, not a curated record